AUGGGUGCUCCUCCACAACCCCUCCUCAUGUCCCUUGAUUUGAAGGGCAUGGUCCUAGAAACCAAGGACAGCUGCAAGCCAAGUGGGUCUUUGUGGAGGAAGGUUUUGGAGCCUAAAGUCAAGAGAAGAUUGCAAAGGAGGAGACAAAGAAUUUUGAUGAAGAGAAGGGCCCAUCUCCCAGAUUCUAGAAGGCCCACAAGUGGGAUCCAGAGAAGGGUGAGAACCCUAAAGAAGCUGGUUCCAAACGGUGACUCUAUGGGCCUUGAUGGGCUGUUCAGGGAGACAGCAGAUUACAUUUUGUCUUUACAAAUGAGAGUGGAAGUGAUGCAGAUUAUGGUUAAGGUAUUGUCAGAUUCUGAUAAGUGA
This is a messenger RNA of Vitis vinifera (wine grape), 366 nucleotides long. Its product is annotated as transcription factor UPBEAT1. Gene Ontology annotation, molecular function: protein dimerization activity. The record is from RefSeq and is a predicted model, not a curated record. Gene Ontology annotation, biological process: regulation of DNA-templated transcription. Lineage: Eukaryota; Viridiplantae; Streptophyta; Magnoliopsida; Vitales; Vitaceae. The transcript has a single exon. The coding region runs from base 1 to 366 and encodes 121 amino acids.